CGCGCUGGGUAAUGACGUUCCUCGCACAGUGACAGCCGAGAGCGGAGAGUGUCCGACACUGCGGGGUCUGUGUGUGUCUAUGGAGACCCCUCUGAGUGUCAUCACACGGCCUGCCAGAGGACCCGUCGUUGUAAACGAGACCUGAAUUGUGCGGGAAAGUAUCUCCGCCCCGCCCCAGCGAUGGGCCACCAGCUGUCCAGCCAGGGGGCCAUCAACAAACUUCCCGAGAAGGUCGCCAAGCACGUGACCCUGGUGCGUGAGAGCGGCUUCCUGACGUACGAGGAGUUCCUGGGGCGAGUCGCUGAGCUCAACGAUGUGACGGCGAGGUUGGCAUCAGGACAGGACAAACAUCUCCUGUUUGAAGUGCAGCCAGGAUCGGACACGUCUGCUCUGUGGAAAGUUGUUGUUCGUGUUUUGUGUACGAAGAUUAAUAAAACCAGCGGCAUUGUGGAAGUGUCCCGGAUUAUGAACCUCUACCAGUUCAUCCAACUCUACAAGGACAUCACCAGUCACGCGGACAACGUCUACGCUCAGAGCAGCGCGCGCGCCCAGGAGGACGCCGAAAACCUCUCUUCUGUGUCUUCCUGCCAAGCCAGCAUCCUGAUGGGGAAGGUGAAGCAAGUUACAGACGAGGAGGAGUGCUGCAUCUGCAUGGACGGCCGCGCCGACCUCAUCCUGCCCUGCGCCCACAGCUUCUGCCAGAAAUGUAUUGACAAAUGGAGCGAUCGGAACCGCAACUGUCCAAUCUGCCGCCUGCAGGUGACCGGAAUGAACGACUCCUGGGUGGUGUCUGACGCCCCGACUAAAGAGGACGUGGCCAGCUACAUCCUGAACCUGGCGGAUGAGGUCGGGCAGCCCAAUGACACUUUGUUCUGACCGCCGGCAGACUUCUACAGACACUGCCGAGACGCGUAUUGCGCACUCCCACCGCUCGGCCUUUCCUGCGCGAAUGACGUUCAUCUGUCUCCGGGUGAAUGGAGCUCUUAUUCAGGCGCAGCGCCGACAUUAACAUUUUGAAAAAGAAGAAAAAUGAAUUUCUUGCAGUCUCCAUUCAUUUCAUGCGGCGGGGCAAGAGACUUCUUCUAGACACUACAGAUCUACUAGGACUUUGUGUGUUGGUGUGCGAGUGUUUCGUCUUUUCAUGGUGGAGCCGACUGAAUUGGAGGACGCGACCUCCCCCGCUCUCCUUGAUGAUGAAUAAUUAUGUUAUUUAAAGAUCAACUCCACUGAGAACCGGCAUGGCGGCGUUUGAGGCGGGCAGGGAUGGACUGAAUCUCCCUUCCGUUCUUUAUAUCUCUCCGGUGUUGAGACUUUGGUGCGUUUUUUUUUUUUUUGUUUUUUU
Molecule: messenger RNA, 1342 nt
Organism: Rana temporaria (common frog)
Lineage: Eukaryota; Metazoa; Chordata; Amphibia; Anura; Ranidae
Gene: RNF141
Product: ring finger protein 141
Exons: 6
Coding region: 181-876 (231 amino acids)
Biological process (GO): protein autoubiquitination
Molecular function (GO): ubiquitin-protein transferase activity
Source: RefSeq, a predicted model, not a curated record